Cylicostephanus goldi is the source of this 101-nucleotide messenger RNA. The record is from the annotation of a GenBank genome assembly. NCBI's taxonomy places the organism in Eukaryota, Metazoa, Nematoda, Chromadorea, Rhabditida, Strongylidae.
AUGAAGAUCAACUACAACAUGAUAUAUCAUGAGAUGACCGGCGGCUCUUUCAAGCCUAUGCAAGCUUGCCUUGCAAUGAAGGUUAGAGUCAUUACCUGAAU